UGAGGGAUUCCCAGUUAACAUCAAGACCGACAAUGGCCCACCCUUCAACGGAGAAGAUUUCAAGAACUACUGUUCUGAGCGCGGCAUAACGCAUGUGUUGUCUACACCAUUAUUCCCCCAGCAAAAUGGCCUGGUAGAGAACUCAAUGAAACUGAUAAACAAAGCUAUGGCAACAGCAGCAUAUCUUGGACACGAUUUCAAUGACGAACUACAAUCAGCUAUCAGAGCCCACAACUCAGCAGCCCAUUCCAUAACCAAAGUUCCUCCAGAAGAAUUAAUGUUCGGGCGGAAAAUAAGGCGGUGGCUUCCUCUUCUCAACCCUGGUAAAGUAAAUCAUAAUGAUGAACACAUCAAUAUAAGAGAUCGCGAGUCCAAGAUAAAAGGGAAGCAAAACGAAGAUCGGCGUCGUGGGGCAAAACAGUGCAAAAUUGUCCCAGGGGAUACCGUCAUCGUAGAAAGACAAACGCGCUCCAAAGGAGACAGCAGAUUCGACCCAAAGAAAUACAUAGUCACUGAACAGAAAAAGGGAAAUCUCGUGUUAACGGGAAGUGAUGGACAACAGUUAAGAAGGCACGUGUCACAAACAAAGCUAGUUCACGAAUGGCGAAAUCCGAACUACAAACAUGUCAGCCAGGAACAGGCUACAAAACGACAGACCAGAGAAAAGAAGUUACCAGCCUACUUGGAAGAUUAUGUGCGUCUAAUAGAAAUCGAGAAAUCUUCACGGGACACUUUGAAGUAAUCCGACAGUCACCACCAGUUAACAACUGAAAUAUUCAAAUAAUCACCAUUGAUUACACGUAUACCGAAUAUUGUAUCAUUAUUAUUAAAUAGUUCAAUCUUAAUCUUGUAAUUGUAAUUUUAAUAUUUUCAUU
This is a messenger RNA of Armigeres subalbatus, 875 nucleotides long. RefSeq lists its product as uncharacterized. The transcript has 2 exons. The record is from RefSeq and is a predicted model, not a curated record. The coding region runs from base 146 to 742 and encodes 198 amino acids. NCBI's taxonomy places the organism in Eukaryota, Metazoa, Arthropoda, Insecta, Diptera, Culicidae.